This is a messenger RNA of Penaeus monodon (black tiger shrimp), 915 nucleotides long. RefSeq names its product collagen alpha-1(III) chain-like. Bases 1 to 915 code for a protein of 304 amino acids. The transcript has a single exon. Lineage: Eukaryota; Metazoa; Arthropoda; Malacostraca; Decapoda; Penaeidae. The record is from RefSeq and is a predicted model, not a curated record.
AUGAGGUUUUUUGAUCUUUUAACCUGGGCCGCUGUCGGUUUCCCUGGUGAAGUACUCCAGGGCCUUCCCUCCCGUCACCCCCACUCUCCCGGCGAUCACGGUCCUCCUUCGUCGGGCUUGGUGCACGUCGCUCCCCCACCAUCCCCCCUACUCCCCGGGAGCUUCUCCGGGGUGUCCCACGGGAGCCCUCCGGGGUGUCUCGGGGGGCAGCUCCCCGGGGGUCCUCGGCAGGCCUCCUCCCGGGGGGUCCUCGGGGGCAGCUCCCCCGGGAAGGGCCUCGGCAGGCAGUUCCCCCCGGGGGUCCCCGGGAGGCAGCCCUCCUAUGUCCCCCGGCAGGCGUCCUCCCGGGAAGUCCUCGGAGGCAGCUCCUCGGAUAUCCCGGCAGGCACUCCUCGGCUAUCCUCGGCAGGCAGCCCCCCCGGCAUUCCUCGGCAGGCAGCUCCCGGCAUAUCCUCGGCGGGAGCUCCUCCCGGGAAUCCUCGGGAGGCAGCUCCUCCGGCAAAAUCCCGGCAGGGGCUCCUCCCGGGAAGUCUUCGGGAGGGAGUCCCCGGCAAGUCCUCGCGCAGUCCUCCCGGGAAGUCCCCGGCAGGCGCCCCCGGCAAUCCUCGCGGAGUCCCCCGGUUAUCCCGGCAGGCACUCCCGGAUACCUCGGCAGGGGAGCCCCCCGGCAUAUCCUCGGCGCAGCUCCUCCGGGAAACCCCGCAGGGGCUCCUCCGGCAAACCUCGGCAGGCAGUCCUCCCGGGAAUCCCGGCAGGCCCCUCCGGGCAUUCUCGGCAGGCAGCCCUCCGGCAAAUCUUCGGCAGGGAGUCCCCGGCAAAUCCUCGGAGGCGCCCUCCGGAAGUCCCCGGGCAGCUCCCCCGCAUAUCCUCGGAGGCAGCCCCCGGGAUAUCCCCGGCAGGCAGCUCCUCCGGUAA